Messenger RNA from Paramecium pentaurelia, 3738 nucleotides. The record is from the annotation of a GenBank genome assembly. Lineage: Eukaryota; Ciliophora; Oligohymenophorea; Peniculida; Parameciidae.
AUGGAAAAAUUCCUUAUUCAAUCUAAAUGUGUAUUCCUUAAAAGCUUCUAUUUGCAUUUAAGGAAUAAUAGAUUAAUUCCAAAUAUAUUAGUGCCAUUUUUAUGUGGAUUAAUACUUUGGUUAUCUUACUUCAAUUCAUUAGAUUUUUUAAAAUACUCAUAAACAUUGUAAUUGAUAUUCAUACUAUUUUAAGUUAUAUGCCUUUAGCUAUUUGUGGAGUUAUUAGAAGUUAUAUGAUGAUGAUAGUUAAUGAGAAGAAAGAAAGAUAGAAAGAAAAUUAAUUAAUAAUGGGAUUGAAAUUAAGUGCCUAUUAUACAGGAUGGAUAGUAUCAUGUGUAAUGUGGACUUGCAUAUGUGCAUCAAUCUAUAUUAUCAUGAUCUCAAGUUUUAUAGCAUUGAAUUGGCAUUACUUUGCAUUUUAUUAAUAUGCAAUCUUUUAUCUUCAAUACAUGUUUUAUUCAUAUGCAGUUGUUGGAUAAAUGCUAUUGAUUAGUAGUCUAUUUUCAGAUGGUCGAAAGGCUACUGAUGUAUAUGCUGUAAUCUACAUGAUCAUAGUCUAUCUCUAUUACUUUACAGAUUGGUCAAAGCAUAGUGAAUACUCAGAAUUACUUUUGUCUAUUUUUCCAUAAAACUUGAUAGUUUAUUUUUGGUUUCAAAAAAUCACAUCAAGUACUAUUUCAAUGAAUUACAUUUAUACUUUAAUUGUAUUUUGUAUUUAAGGGACAAUAGGAAUUCUGUUAUAUGUGUAUUUAGAUUAAGUGAUUCCAGAUGCAAUAGGAAUACACAAAUCUCCUUUCUUUAUUUUUUAAUGUUUAUUUAAAAAGAAGAAGAAUCAAGUAGAAUAAUUCGAAAUAGAUUUAGAACUAUAAUAGUAAAAUAGUUUAGGAUCUGAAUUGUUAAAUCCUUAAGAUCAAAUUUAACCUAUUGAAGCUAAUGAAAAUUAAGUAAUAAAAUUGACAUAAUUAACAAAAGUAUAUAAUGGAUAAGCAGUAGUAAGUAAUCUUAGUUUAAAUUUGAAUAAAAAUACUAUUUUUAGUUUAUUAGGACAUAAUGGUGCAGGUAAAUCUACUACUGUUAAUAUGAUAUGUGGAUUAAUUGAAAAAACAACAGGAUAAAUUAAUAUAAAUGGAUAUGAUAUUGAUAAAAAUUUAGAUGAUAUUAGAUAGAUUUUAGGUUAUUGUUCAUAAAAAGAUGUAUUAUAUGGAGAGAUGAGUGUUUAUGAUCAUCUUUAAUUUUAUGGUCGUUUAAAAUUAGUUAAUCAAUUAUAAUUGUCAGGAUAGAUUGAAUAUGUGUUGAAUAUGUGUCAUCUUUAAUAAGAACAACAUCAACCUGCUAUGUAUUUAAGUGGUGGUGGUAAGAGAAAAUUAUGUUUGGCUAUUGCAUUGAUAGGAAAUUCUUAAGUUUUACUUUUAGAUGAACCUACUACAGGUUUGGAUCCAAUAAGUAGAUAAUAGAUAUGGAAUAUAUUGAAAGAAAUCAAAUAAGAUAGAUGUAUUAUAUUGACAACUCAUUAUUUGGAUGAAGCAUAAGAACUUUCAGAUUAUGUUGGUAUUAUUUAAUAGGGAAAAGUGACAGUUUUUGGAACAGUUGAUUACAUAAAAAGAUAAUUCUCUGUUGGUUAUAAUAUUUUAUUAGAAUGUAAAAAUGAAUUACAUUAAAAACAAAUUUUAGAUUAAAUUUAAUCAACUUUGUAAUUAAUAUGUAAAAAUGAAAUUCAUUUUAUUCCUCAAAAUAGAAAUCUAAAGUUGAAUAUACCUUUAAGUAAUAGUAUGAAUGUGGCUUCUGCUUUGGAAUAUUUGGAAACAGUAUAAAAUAUUAAUAUAUCAUUUGAAAUGACAACUCUUGAAGAUGCUUAUAUUAAAAUACAUUCUUAAUCAGAUUGGGGUAAUAAUUAAAUUGAAACAGAUAAUAAUACUCUUUUUAAUAAAAUGUUUUUUGAUUUUAUUCCACAUUUUAACUUUUUUAAAUAAGUAAAAGGACUUUUUAUGAGAAGAUUAUGGAUAUCUGGAUAGAAUAAAUGGUAAUAUGCUAUGUUUUUAAUUGCUUGGAUCUUAUUAUUAGGUUGUCUUUUUGGCUUUAACAAUAUAACUCCAGAAAUUAUAAUCUACUUAUAUAUUUUGAUUAAAAUAAUAUUCAUUAGUUAACAAUCCUAUUAUCCUAUAUAUGAAAAAUAACAUAAGAUUAAGGAUUCUUAUAUAACACAUGGUGCAAAAAUAAUUUCAUAUUGGACAUCAGUAUUUCUGUUUGAUACAGUUGUUAUAGCAUUUGAGUAAUUUAUAUUUUUAGUACUUCUUUUAAUAGCUAAAUAGAUUGAUGGAGAAAGAGAAUAUAGACAAUAUAAUAUUUUAGUUUAUGUCAGGAUUAUAUUAGUAAAUACAAUAUUUUCAUUUGCACUUAAUUGUCAAACAUAUUUUGCAACCUACUUUUUUAAGAAUACUUAUACAUCAAAUGUUUAAUUACCAUUCUUUUUAUUAACCUUUCAAUUUUUAGGAAUCAUAAUAUUUACAAUAAUAUUUCAAUGGCAUGAAUAUGUAGGAAUCAUUUUCCCACCUAUUUCACUUGUUUAUGGAUAUGAUUGGAUCUUUUCAGGUUUAACAAAUAAGUAUCUAUUGCAAACAUAAAUAAAUUCUAUCAUAUCAAUCAUCUUCUUUUUCUCUAUUAUUAAUUAUUUAGAAUAUCGUUUAAUUAGAAAAAAUUCAAAUAUCUUAAAUUAUUAAGGAAAUGUUGAAGUCAAGUAGGUGAAUUAUACAAUAGGAAAUAGACCUAUUUUACAAAAUCUUAAUUUUUCAAUUGAAUCCAAAGAGAUUUUUGGAUUACUUGGACCGUAAAUAUAUUUAUAUAUAUUAUAGUAAUGGAGCAGGCAAGACUAGUACUUUUAAGAUCAUCACAAGAGAAGAACAACCUACUUUAGGGUCUGUUGAAAUAAAAAAUGAAUCUACUUAAGUUGGAUUGGUUCCAUCCUUUUCUCCUCUACAUGAAGAUCUAUCAUUAGAGUAACAUCUUAAAAUAUAUGGUUCAUUAAAAGGUUUAGAUUUUGUUUAAAUUGAUAAUUUUAUUGAUAGCUACACUUCAUAUAUGGAUUUAAAAAAGAUUAAAGAUAAAAGGGUUAAAGUAUUGAGUGGAGGAGAAAGAAGAAAAGUUUAGAUGGGUAUAGCAUUAAUAGGAAAUUCAUCAAUAUUACUUAUGGAUGAACCUACUAGUGGAGUAGAUCCAGUUUUUCGUUAACAAUUUCAAUAAUUAAUGUUAAGAAAUUGUUAAUAAAAUGAGAGUUCAAUUUUAAUUACUACUCAUUCAAUGAAAGAAGCUUAAAGAAUGUGUGAAGUCUUAGGAAUUAUAAUUAAUGGUUAAUUAAAGUUUAAAGGAAGUUUAAAUUAAUUAAGAUAAUAAUAUGAUAAUAGAAUAUAAUUAAGUUUCCAUUUAAAAAAUGUAGAAGAUAAGGAUAAAUUAAGAGAAUUAAUUGGAUAAAAUUUAACUAAAAAUAUUUUUGAACCUUAAGGAUUAAGUGGAGAUAAUUUAACAGUGUUUGUAGAUGAUUAAUCAAUUAAAUUUUCUUAACUUUUUAGAUUUUGUUCUUUAAGGGCAGUAGAAAAUAUAAUUAAUGAUUUUGAAAUUUAGUAGGCUACUUUGGAUUAAAUAUUUAAACACUAUGUAUAAUAAUAAUAGGUGAAUGAUUAUCCAUAAUAAAUAGUAGAAGUUUAGUAAAGAAGUUUAUUAGGCAUUUGUUGCUGUCAGAUUUGA